This is a messenger RNA of Amoebophrya sp. A120, 6120 nucleotides long. NCBI's taxonomy places the organism in Eukaryota, Dinophyceae, Syndiniales, Amoebophryaceae. The record is from the annotation of a GenBank genome assembly.
AUCUCCAUAUCUCUUCUUUGUUAAUGCCAGGUUUUACGCCAUACCUUAAAAGAGUUUUCGCUUUGUUUAUUAGAAAACCGCGGCGCACGAGAUCUUCAUUUUACUCAGAUCGAUUUGCUAUAUUCUAGUGCUACCUCUGAAAGACCUCUUUGACGUUUUUGUUUUGAAUUAGAGACGCACGCAUCCUUUAACAUGUCGCUGAGUAGCAACAAGCGCAGUCGGGAGGAGGCAUUGCUUGAGGAUGAGGACGUAUGCGAAGAAAAAAGUGUUUUACGGAUACUUACUUAAUACACUCCUUACGGUUACGUCGUACAACUGUGUGUGUAUGUUCUUGUCUUCACACAGUAGAGCACAGCAAACGCAAACCUGUCUUGCUGUUGCUGAAUCUGCGAAAGAAAAUGAGCGAUAAUUGCAUCCAUAAAACACUUUUUCUCUUGGAUACGCGGUGGGCGACGAGGAGGAUGUUCUUGCUGGCGGGAUUCCAGAGGACCUGCCCGACGAAAUCGACGAAGAGGAGAUUCUGCGCAUGCUGGCGCAGGCCGACGAAGUGGAGGUCGAGCAGCUGACGGCGCAGACACUCAAGAAGACCAUCCUCACACUGGAGCGGAAACUUAAGGUGAACCAGGAGCUCCGCAUAUCGAAUGCAAAUAUUCUGUCUGGGUCCAUGAUAAUGCAAAGUUUGUUACGCAAGACAUACUAGACGAUGCCCCAUUGACAAGCUUACACUCAACAAUAGCUUGAUGAGAAAUAGGCAUUACGUUUGGUAGUUAUGCAAGACAGAUCGCAUCACAAGUUUGCACAUUUCCAGACUAGUUUGCACUGCAUACCGCAUUAAACACGCCGAGGACCCGGCCGCGUUCGCCGACAGCGAGAUCGAGCUAUAUGACCUGGUCAAACGUUACAAUCUCAAAGCGGGUGCAAUAGAAUCUGGGUUUUGUAUUGCAUGACGAGCAUGACAGACUCGGACAGCCUUGCGCUUUCUGCAAUACAUGUUGCGGUUUGGAACUCCGGAACUUGUCAUGCGCAAUCCUAUCAGAGUUGGCUAGAUCAUGCACUUCUUGCAUCACAUCAAAAUCCAGACUCUAUAUGCAACCAUUGAGAUUGUAACGUGUGAGCGAGUCAUACGCUAAACGAGCAGAUUCUGAAGUUGCGGGAGCUGUCGACCGCCCCGGAACUGUACGCCACGUUCCUGGAGUUGAAGGGCCUGCAGCUGCUGCUCAAGUGCAUGGCGCACGUGAACACGGACAUCGGGCUCUGCGUGCUGGAUGUGCUCAAUGCGCUCACGGAAACCGACAACUUUUCGGCCCCGCUCGCGGCAAAUAAUGAGCCGCCCAAGAACCUGCAGAACGGCGGGUCGUCCUCCUCCUCAAAGCCGCAGGAGACGGCGACCGACAGCCUCGAGGUGGGAGAGAAGUUUGUGGACGCGCUGGUCAAGGCAAAUGUGGGCGAGAUGGUCGUGGAGAUGCUGUUACUCAUUGCAAACGUAGGGGGAUCUUGGUCCUUGUUGGACAAUUUUGCAUGUACGAAGUUGUAGUAGUCACUACUAGCAUGUAUUGCAAAAGUUUGUGCUGCACUACUAGUGCAGCACAAAUUUUUGCAUAAGAGGACCUACUGGGACUUGCAUGUGCUAUUGCAGGAGUCGAGAAUAAGUAGAAAGAGUCACUUGACCUUGCCGAUGAACUUGUCUUGCUGGUGUGUCGCAAGUUGCACGACGCCGAUACUUUUGCACAGGAUAGCGGUUCAGGGUCGACGAAGCACAAUCAGAGGAAGACGCUAAGGGAAUAACUGACGCCUUCGGCUUAUGGAAGUGUCACCAGAAUCGAAAUUGACAAAAUCGAAAAACUUGUGAUGCACAAAAUCGAUGCCAAUUAGACCCACAGUUUGUAGUCGGCGCAUGACAAAUUCUCCUCGUCCUGGAAGCGAAUUUGUCAUGCGGUUUAGGGCAAAAGAGCUGCCUUCUGUCAUACUAGUCAGCAGCCCAACACCUAACCCUUACCAGGACUACAAUCGGCCUUCCUUGCAUCCUCUGCAAUAGAGUCGCUUUUUGCGUAGCAUUUUAUGCAUUACAGAUCAUUUCGAUUUUGUCGAUUUCGCUCCUGACACUCCCAUACGGUUUCAUCGAAAACCUCGUAGAAAUAAAACCAGACGCCAUUGCCGUGUUUGCUAAGGUACUAUACGUACUUACUACUCUAGGACCCUUUGUUGUGGACGCGGGAAGUGCUUCGUAAUUUUCCGUUGCUCUACUUUCUUGUAUUUUUCUCAUACUGUAGUUGUACGAGUACUAGUAGCACCAAGGCCACGGACGGUGUGUGACAAACUGGGGCCAGCAGUCAGGGGCGUAUUUGUACUUCUACUUUUUUUGGAUAGAGAUGCCUAUUUGUAUUUCGCACACUAUCAGAUCAAGAAGUUUCACACGUGGCUGCUGAAGCGUAUGGAUGUGUCAGAGUUGAAAUCGACAAAGUUGAAAUAAUUUGUCAUGCAUAAAAUGGAUGCCAGUUGGAGCCCAGUUUUCAAGUGGCGCAUGACAAAUUUCGGUGGUCCCUAAAUCCAGUCUGUCAUUCUGUUUAGGCAAAGAAGAGCGAUUUUCUCAUGCUACUUUAGCAGCUCGAGCUGUAGCCCCAAACAGGCUUACAAUCGGCCUCACUUGCCUGCGCUGCUGCACACGUGCCUCGGCUCGUGCAUUUUAUGCAUUACAAAUUAUUUCAACUUUGACGAUUUCAAACCUGGCGCUUCCAUAAAGCGGCUCCGGUCCGAGAAAGUGGACCAGAAUAAGGCGUACGCGAGCGAAAUUCUCGCCAUUGUAUUGCAGAAUAACACGGACGCGCUGGUAUGGUUUUGGACAACUCGCCCACGACCCCCUCGUCCGCUUCAUCAGCAUGUAGACAAGCAGGGCCUAUCGUGGUAUUAUCUUGGUGUCUACUGUACGCUUUGGCAGUAUAAUUCGCAUGACUAGUAUUUGACAGGUGCUGUCGUGAAGCACUCCAAGCCGCAGGAUGCUUGAGAAUUGGCCAAGCAGCGGCUCCACCUCUUUGAACGUGGUCUGUAUUACAGUAGACGCAGUUCAAAUCAGGGGGGCGGGGAGUUGGCCACGAUCAUAACCGGACAACUUCGGCGAUGGCGUGGAAAAGCUAUUGAAGGGCAUCGCCGUGUACCGUAAACGAGACCUAGAAGACAAUGUGGAAAUCGAAUACGCGGAGAACAUGUUCGACUGUCUAUGUAUCCAAACUGCAACAAGAAUUUGUCUGGGUCUAGUUUUCUGAAGAAAUGAGCUUGAACUUCGUUUUCUUGCUUAUAUGCCCCUGCUACCUACAUAGUUUGAAAUUGAAGAUAACGCUAGCAACGGAUUCCAGACACCACCCAAGCGCGACAUGCUUUUUUCGGCCUCAUUCCGCUGUAACCAUCGUAAUGAGAAGAUGAAAAAAUGAGAUGAUGCGACUUUCUGUUUUUUGCCCGAAUUGCUGUUGUACACCUCACCUGCUGCAUGCAUGUUGACAGAGUCGCCUCUAAUAUCUUCGUUGGAAUGUUGUCGGCGCGAAUUAUAUGUACAAUAUCUUAAACCCUAAACCCUAAAUCUAUAUCAAAUAUAAAAAACGGGUAAUUUUUGCAUACUUUUGCAUCGAGAUGAAGAUUUUCUUCCCACCCGACUGAGAUCGAUGUCUGUUGCAAAAAUGCAUACUUUGCCAGCUUUUGCUGCAGGCAAAACACCAGCAGGCUUUUUGCGAUGCGCAGGGCGCCGAGCUCAUGGUGCGAAUCAUGAACCGGGGCAGCUACGCGGCCAAACUUGCGGUCAAGCUGUGCGACAUGGCCUGCCGGGGACACAAGCAGAACUGUGACCUGUUCGUUAUGGCGCUCUCAACUGUUACAUUCUCAACUGUUACAUGAUUUGUCAUGCAAAAUUGCCUUGACUAUCAACGCCAUCGAGCUGCUUCGCAUGACAAAUUCCCAGACGGCCAAAGAGGCUGAGAAUCUGUGCCAAAUCUGUCAUGCAAGACGCGCAAGGUCCUUGCUUUCACUUUUACCAUUCUUGCAUCACAAAUUCAUGUAACAGUUCAGAAUGUAACGUUUGAGAACGCCAUAUUCGUGGAAAAACUCGGCCUCAAACCGCUGUUCGCCUUCUUCAUGCGCAAGGGGCUCAAGAAAAAGGUAAUAUUUUGCUAGAUCUAGAUAGAAGAAAACGAAUCAUGCCUCGUCCCACUCGAACUAUAAAUAAUAAUACUCCAACCUUCUGCACCAGGAAUCACUUUAGUGGUAGUGGUGCAUUUAUUAACGUCCCGUAAUGAUCUGUUCUACUUCUAAGUUGUUUCUGCGACGUCGGACCUGCAGAAGUAGCAGUAACAAAAAUGAGAAGACUAAUAUGAUGAAUGCGCUGGCCCUAGUACUUCUAGGGUAAAGCGACAUUCAUUCUCUCGCACCACAAAACGAAGUAGUUGUUCUAGCCGAGUCGUCUUAUAGCCUACUCCACUCCACCGAUUUCGAUUCCGCAAGACUUGUCGUGGAAAAGUUAAAGUAUAUCACACUCCUCAAAAGGAUUUCGCGGAGUCGGAGGAGUAUAUUCUCGGCUUGAUCCACAGCAUCUCGCGAUGGUGCUCCGGAAAUUGCCAGGCCCGGUUCUAUCGCGCGGAAAACUCUUAGCCACGAUUUCACAGUUCGCGCAAUAAAGAAUAAUCAUGAUAGAAGUAGAUUCAUCAUGUUGGUCUCAGCAUGAUUUGUUGAUGUCAGAUUUUCCGGUAACAAUUUGACCGGAUUAAUCAUUGAAUAUAAAAAAAUGCCUCUGGUGUAGUAGGGCAGGACCAGCAGCUGUGCUGCGGAAUAAUUUGCAGGCACCCGAGUGCGCAAUCACACUGCGCUGCCAAAAUAAAUCUGAGUGGUCCUGGUGCCACGCCUUGUCCUAUGUAUUGUAUAUUGAUGAAAAGGCACGGUCGUGUGUGUCAAUGCAAUGUUGCUAGAAGCAGGCACAGGAAAUGCUGCACAUGCAUUUGGUAGAGCCGAAAUUUGAAUUUGACUUUAUUGGGGAUGGUGGGGGGGGGCUACUUUUUUUCCUUGCAUCGCUUGAUGAAUAAGUUUACGGAGAAUGGGUUCGAAAAGCUGCAGCGACUGUUUGAAAUUCACGUCGAAUUUAGCCAGAGGCUCAAGUUGGCGGAUGAUCAGCGGCAGGAAGGCCGGCUACUCAUUGCAGAGGAGAUAUCACAAUGAACUUUUUUCAUUUGUGCUCGCACGACAGUGAGUCGUGCCACAUUCCUCAUCUCCAAGGAAAUCAAGGAAAUAUAUGAAAGUCUCGAUCUCCUCCACUGUUGUAUACGAUACCAAUGUUUUUUAACGAAGACUUAACGAGGCUGCAAGAGGUAGAAGUGUGCUGUUUUUUUUUUAUAUGACUUCAAGCCCAAAGCCAAAAAUUCGUGUUGAGCAUGAGAAAUGUGACGCGCUUGCAAUAUUUUUGUGCCUGAUAAGAAAUGGAGCUCGACGCCGAGGACAUUUAUCUGGAAAGGUAGAGCAAUGUCUUUUUUUAUUCGAUGUGGAAGUUUCCGAUAAAACCAGAUAUUUCUCAUCAAACAAGCACGAUACACGAUAGAAACAUGAAAGUUGUGCUUGCGAAGAUGACGCGGAAUGAAAAUCAAAAUUGAACUCUGUCCUUCAUGCUACUUACGCAUUCUCCGUUUUGAUGCAGGUGUGACGACGGUCUGGCUACCUUGCAGCAAGCCGACCUGAUCAUCGUGCGACUUGCCAACAUGGGAAAUCGGCAACUCGCAGAAGCGGUGCAGAGCCUGUUUGGCAUCAAGGGCGUACCAAAGGAGGAAUUCCGAGAGACGGUCGAGGAGUACUGUUCCCACCUCGACGAAGAGCUGGGCGCAAAAGAGAAAAAAGAAGUGCUCCGCUACCUGAAAGAGGUGGUGCCCGUGACGAAACAAGCCGGUACUGCAAAUAACGCGUGAAUAAAAAAGAAACUUCUUGUUCCAGUUCCUGCUUUCCGUAAAAAUAGCAAUGGGCAUCCUCGAGCUCGUUGUACUUGUAGCGACCACUAUCCUAUCGUCCAGAGGACGGUAUUAUAUUCGACUUGGAAAAUCUCGCCGAACAACACGUUGUACUGACUUUGCGCAAGCGACUACGCGUACUGAAAAGAAU